Messenger RNA from Pyricularia oryzae 70-15, 2240 nucleotides. RefSeq lists its product as uncharacterized. NCBI's taxonomy places the organism in Eukaryota, Fungi, Ascomycota, Sordariomycetes, Magnaporthales, Pyriculariaceae. The transcript is spliced from 4 exons. Gene Ontology annotation, molecular function: protein binding. The coding region runs from base 387 to 1250 and encodes 287 amino acids. The record is from RefSeq and is a predicted model, not a curated record.
ACCGGACGCGACGGUGCCUGGUCGCCUUAUUCACCCGAGGUACUUGCGCCUUCUUGAGUGUCAUCUGUGCAUUAUGGGCAGGCUAUUUAACAGUCCUGUGUCACUCACUCUUGCUCCAAAUCCUUUUUUUUUUGCUCAUUCAGAGAACGAGCUGAAGCCUCAGGACGGUUUUUGUUCAAGUGACACCGCCGACAACCCUUCGAUAUUGUCGCCUUUUGUAUUUAUCUGCCUGUUUUCGUUCUUUGUUGUUUGUCUUGCUUGGUUUGUUCUGGUGUCUCGAUCGCAAGACUAGCUUUCUGUUCAAGAGAGUGAUUUUUGAAAUAUCAUUUGGAACGACUUAAUAACGAAACUACUCUUCGCCUAUAAUCACAUCACAUCCAUCCAACAUGUUCUCUUCCCGAUUUAACCAGCCUCCGCCCUCAAGCAAGAUGAGUUUUACAAAGAGUCAUCGGGCCAGCAAGUCCAGCUCAUCAUUCAGUAAAGAGUCUGGCAUCUCGAAGCGUCGACACGAUUCCCAUCGCGAGUCUCGACGACGACCAACAACGGCUACGACGAGCAUUACUGCGGGCGAUGAAUCUCCUAACCUGACAUCCGCCAUCGUCACCCUGGUCGUUGGCGAGGAGCAGCGUAUCUUCGCUGCACACGAACAUGUUCUCUCACACUCGGCAUACUUUGAAGCUGCUCUUCGUGACCAGUUCAUGGACGCCUCGUCAAAGCGGAUCUCUAUCCCAGAUGAAGAACCCGAGAUCUUCUCGUCUGUUCUUGAGUACUUGUACAAGGGCGAUUACUACCCACGUCUUGUGCACAACAAGCGCAAAAACUCCUGGGAGCUUGAGCCCACGACGGAGGACGGGCGAGCCGAGUCGACGGUGCUUCAUCGUAGAGCUGAAGGCGACCUCCUGAAGGACACCGUCAUCUACUGUGCUGCGCACCGGUAUGGGCUGGACGAGUUGAAGCGGGUGGCGUUGAGGAAACAGGGUUUACAAUCUGGUAUCCAGUGCAGCACCAUCCUGGCAUCGGCCCGUUACGCAUAUGCCCACACGCCUGACACGGAUUCUAAGCUACGCGCGCACUAUCUGGCCCUCAUCAUACGCAGCCGCAGUACCUUCAAGAAGAGCGGCACAAUGCAGAUGGAGAUGUACAAUGGCGGUACUCCCCUCUUCUUUGAUCUUUUCGUCGCUUUGUGCAACCACGUGGAUGAUGUUAGCACGGCACAAACGACUCCUCGCAGCAACCGCCACUUCUUUUAGCCGAUGCGAUAUGCCACAUGGCAGCUCAUCGCAGCUGCCUGGACGCGUUUUCUAUUACUCCCCGUCACUUCUCAGCUGUGACAAGAUUCGUCACAAAAGAAAAGAAAAAGAAAAAGAAAACUUCAGAAAAACAACGACUUGCCGGUAUCUCAUGGAGGCAAACACUAAUGAUCUCACGCCUCUUUCUCUCUUUUUCCAGCCUGCCAUUUUCCUCACGAAAUGACGAAAAGACUUGCCAGUUUCAUCAACUGACCCUUUCGCACAAGAACAUACACAUGGCGUUUUUGGGGUUGUCAUUACCCGCAUCGGGAGAUGGGUACCUAGUAUGUCCUCCCGGUCUUUGCUGUUUGCUUUUGGACUACUUUGCUAUUCCUUGUCGCUUGUUGAUUUCUCAGUUUUCCACUGUACCAACAAGAUUUAUCUCAUUUUUGCGAAGCUUGUGUAUUUACGAUCGCUCUCGAUCGGUCCUUGAACUCUUUAUUUUUCUAUCGCAAUGUCUCGACUCUUUUUUUGAGUUUGUAUUCUAUUACACUGAUAUUUUGGACUUCUUUUUUUUUCGCGUUUCUUCUUCCAAAAGAGUAGGGAGGCCACACAGUUUGAUCGGACCAACCACGAUAAGCCACGGGCAAAAUAACCAAAACGGGGAAUGGGCUGUAUAAAAUUUUAUUCUCGACGUUCGUUUGAUGUUUAAGUGGCAAAGAGGCUUGGGGUGAUAAUUGACAGCUCGUUCUCGCGCGCACUCGCAUGUUUGCCAGUGGGCAAAGUGCAGAAACUCACUAGCCCCGCUACGGACAGAUACAGUCCAAGAUCAUGGCAAAGAAGCGACAAUGUAGAUGCCAGGCUUACUAUGGGUGUGACAAACCGGCCUUUCAGACCCGCUCCCAAUGUAGUCUAUCUCUAUCCCGCUCCGAAACAGCAGCUGAUCCUAUCGCAAAUGCACUUUUGCCAAGUUGAGCAAAGCUUGGUCCUGCGCUGAUCGCACCACCAGAC